Drosophila bipectinata is the source of this 2285-nucleotide messenger RNA. RefSeq names its product actin-interacting protein 1 flr (gene flr). Lineage: Eukaryota; Metazoa; Arthropoda; Insecta; Diptera; Drosophilidae. Gene Ontology annotation, molecular function: actin filament binding. Gene Ontology annotation, cellular component: cortical actin cytoskeleton. Gene Ontology annotation, biological process: actin filament depolymerization; locomotion; sarcomere organization. The record is from RefSeq and is a predicted model, not a curated record.
UGAGUUGGCAGCACAGUCUGGCAGCACUGCGCCUUGAACUCUGUAUUUCCAUUUCCCGGCGAAAAUUCGCAUUUAUUAAUAACAUUCAAAAAUCUCCAGCACACAAGAGCGGAUCACAAGCAAUGGCGCAACCUCAGCCCCCGGCCUACGAAAACAAAAAUAUCUACGCAACGCUGCCGCGCACCCAACGGGGCCAACCCAUUGUGCUGGGUGCCGAUCCCAAGGGCAAGAACUUCCUCUACACGAAUGGAAACUCCGUGAUCAUCCGGAACAUCGAGAAUCCAGCCAUCGCCGAUGUGUACACGGAACACUCAUGUGCAGUCAACGUGGCCAAGUACUCGCCCAGCGGAUUCUACAUUGCAUCUGGUGACGCCUCGGGCAAGAUUCGCAUCUGGGACACGGUAAACAAGGAGCACCUUCUCAAGAAUGAGUUCCAGCCGAUUGCAGGACCCAUCAAGGACAUCAGUUGGUCGCCGGACAACCAACGUAUCGUGGCCGUGGGCGAGGGACGAGAGCGGUUUGGUCAUGUCUUCAUGUCUGAAACUGGUACUUCCGUCGGCGAGAUCAGCGGACAGUCAAAGUCGAUCAACUCUGCCGAUUUCCGGCCAGCCAGGCCAUUCCGCAUCGUGACUGGCAGCGAGGACAACACGACUGCUGUUUUCGAAGGACCUCCAUUCAAGUUCAAGAUGACCAAGCAGGAGCACUCGCGAUUCGUCCAGGCUGUACGAUACUCUCCAGACGGCAAGUUCUUCGCCUCGGCUGGCUUUGAUGGGAAGGUCUUCCUUUAUGACGGCGUGAGCUCCGAGUUGGUGGGCGAAUUUGGGUCGCCAGCUCAUAAGGGUGGCGUCUAUGCCUUGGCCUGGAAGCCAGACAGUACCCAGCUGCUGACCUGCUCCGGCGAUAAGACAUGUCGCUUGUGGCAGGUGGAGUCGCGUGAACUUGUUUCUGAGUUCGUAAUGGGAGCCACUGUGGACGAUCAGCAGGUGUCCUGCCUGUGGCAGGGAGACCACCUUAUCACUGUGUCGCUGUCGGGUGUGAUAACCUACCUCAACGUUGCCGACCCCAGCAAGCCUUUGCGCGUGGUCAAGGGACACAACAAGCCAAUAACUGUGCUGGGCCUGAGUGAUGACCGCAGCACCAUCUACACUGGCAGCCACGACGGCGUAGUGACCAACUGGAACUCUGGCAACGGUACGAACGAUCGUAUCACUGGCACCGGACAUGGAAACCAGAUCAAUGGAAUUGCCGCCUGGGGCGACUUCGUCUACACCUGUGGCAUUGAUGACAGUCUGCGCCAGUUCAGCGUGGAGGGCAAUGUCUACACCGACUACGUGGUCAAGCUCAACUGUCAGCCUCGCGGUCUGGCCAUCUUGCGCAGCGAGAACAUAAUCGCCCUGGCCUGUAUCAAGGAGCUGACCCUUGUGCAGGAUCAGAAAAAGAUAUUCUCGCUCCCAAUCAAGUACGAGGCCAGUUCAAUCGCUGUCAACGCCGACACCCACGAUGUCGCUGUCGGAGGCGACGACCAAAAACUGCAUAUCUACUCGCUCAAGGCCGGUGUCCUGGAGCCUAAGGUUGAGCUGGAUCACCUGGGUGCAGUGACUGAUGUUUCCUACUCACCGGAUCAAAAGUAUCUGGUGGCUUGUGACGCCCAUCGCAAGGUCGUGCUCUACUCUGUGGAGGAGUACAAGCCUGCACACAACAAGGAGUGGGGCUUCCACAGUGCUCGCGUAAACACCGUGGCCUGGUCGCCAAACUCGUUGCUGGUGGCUAGUGGAUCGCUGGACACUACAAUCAUUAUUUGGUCUGUGGCCAAUCCGGCCAAGCAUACUAUCAUAAAGAAUGCGCACCCGCAGUCGCAAAUCACUCGACUGGUCUGGCUGGACAACAACACUGUGAUCUCAACUGGCCAGGACUGCAACACCAAGGUGUGGCACGUGGAAACUAUCUAAGAGUCGGCGCCGCGACAAACGUUUUAUACUUAUCCAGGGGAGCAGCCAGCAGCCCCCUGGCUUCAAUUCAUUUAAGUGCAAGAGUUUACAUUACCUAUUUAUGUCUUUAGUCCCGCCCGUCAUGUCAUGUCUUUACAUUUAAGCCCAAAGUGUUUACUAAUCAUCAUGCAAUGGAUACCAAUAUCCUUAGCCCACUAUCAUUUGCUACUGCGUUUUCGCAAUUAUUUUUUCUACUACUCGAGCUAAGAACUAAAUACGAAAACCCAACUUUUGCAAGGUACGCCCGCGUACGUAAAUUAUUGUAUUAUGAAGUGAAAUAUAUUAGUUUUGGCAUAA